Molecule: messenger RNA, 1868 nt
Organism: Mastomys coucha (southern multimammate mouse)
Lineage: Eukaryota; Metazoa; Chordata; Mammalia; Rodentia; Muridae
Gene: Mad2l1bp
Product: MAD2L1 binding protein
Exons: 3
Coding region: 664-1494 (276 amino acids)
Biological process (GO): regulation of exit from mitosis
Cellular component (GO): nucleus
Source: RefSeq, a predicted model, not a curated record
UCUGACUAGUUGCCUGAAGCCUGUUUUGUUGUUGUUGUUUUUGUUUGUUUGUUUGUUUGAUUGAUUUUGCCUGAACUUAUCUAGUUCUAAGCUAUACUCUCCUGAACUGCUAGUUUGCACGGAGUCAGCUUAGCCUUCUCAGUAUAAACUUGAGUCCUUGAACAUAGAGAGUAUCUUUCAAGAUCUCACUUAUCCUUUUUACCUAGUUAACCUUACAGUCACUGAACAUACAUCCCGGGGACCACCAUUUCGGGCACCUAACCCUAUCCCAAUCCGCUUUGAGUCAGGUGUCCCAGGCCAGGGAUGAACCGCUUGAGAAUAGGGCUGGACAGUUGCUUGACCCUGCGCGGCUGAGUCUCCAGCACCUAGGACAGGGCUCUGCACUGAAGUAGACGCGGGGCGAGUGAGGUGUGAGGGGAACAGGUGUGAAUGGACGCGUCCUUAGAAAGGCAGCCCCAGCCCCAGGAGACUGCUGGGUCGUACGUGGGAGGGGCCAAGCGCUCCCUGGCCUGGGUGUGGCUCCAGUCGUCCGGGUCCAAUCUCCACCAUUCAGCGCCUGCGCUGAGUCCCUUCCGGCUGCUAGGAGCCGGAAGUGGAGCUUAAGCUUCCCAUGAUUCUUUGCGCGGUGUCUAUUUUAACCGCAGGACUAAGCUGGCAGUAGCGAUGGCUACAUCUGGAGAGGAGAACCUGUCGGAACUGUCCCCUGCUGCCGCCCCAGAUUUGGAUUGGUAUGAGAAGCCGGAAGAAACUCAUGCUCCCGGGGUAGAUCUUGAGACCGUCAUCCCGUCAGCCCAGGAACCUUCCAAUCCUGCGGAGCCCUUUUGCCCGAGAGACCUGGUGCCGGUGGUGUUUCCUGGGCCGGUGAGCCAGGAAGGCUGCUGCCAGUUUACUUGUGAACUUCUGAAGCAUAUCAUGUACCAACGCCAACAGCUCCCUCUGCCCUAUGAACAGCUGAAGCACUUCUACCGGAAAUCUCCCAAGGCAGAGGACACAGCAAGGAAGAAACCUCGGCUCGCCACGGAGGCAAGCAACAGGAAAUGUCAGCAGGCUUUGGCGGAACUGGAGAGUGUCCUCAGUCAUCUACAAGACUUCUUUGCCCGAACACUCGUGCCACAAGUGUUGAUCCUUCUCGGAGGCAAUGCCGUCAGCCCCAAAGAAUUCUAUGAACUCGACCUGUCCAGGCUGGCCCCGCUCAGUGUGGACCAGGGCCUGAACACAGCGGCUUGCUUGCGGCGUCUCUUCAGAGCCAUCUUCUUGGCCGAUGCAUUUAGUGAGCUGCAGGCUCCCCCACUCAUGGGUACCAUUGUCAUGGUUCAGGGCCACCGGGACUGUGGAGAAGAUUGGUUUCGACCCAAACUGAACUACCGGGUGCCCAGCCGUGGCCACAAACUCACGGUGACACUGUCCUGUGGCAGACCUUCCGUCCCAGCCGUGGCUUCAGAGGAUUACAUUUGGUUCCAGGCACCAGUGACACUUAAAGGUUUCCAUGAGUGAACAUAUAAGGACAAUGGCUGAAUUCUCCCGCUCUCGUGCCAGGGCACCCAUCUUCGCACUGAGGGGGGAAGGCUCUGUCCUGGCUGUGUGCCUCUUCUCCCCAGACCUCCUGCUGACUGAUGGGGUGUGGCUGUGGCUGUGAUAAUUAUCCUCAAGCAAGGUCCCCGAAUCAAGGAUUGACUCCAAGAGGCCCCCACGCCAGGUGGAUCUCUGGAGUAGAAAGCAAGGCUGUGUUGGUAGACUCCAAUGGAGGUGGUCCUGCUCUGCUUUAUGUUAUGGGCUUUCAGAACUGUUGCCAAGACCAUAAUAUGGGUAUGACUCAUGAAUUAAAUAUGAUGAAAUGAAUAGAGCUUUAUUAAAAUUCCCUAACACGU